AACACCAAAAUAAACCUUGACCCGCCCUCUGACUCACCGAUUCCAACUCACUCAAAUCCCCCCAAAGCACAAUGUCCUCUCAAGAUCCAGAUCCGAAACAAUCCCCUGACCCGAAAACCCCUAACGACCCAGAACCCAAGCAACCACAAAACGAAGAAUCGGAAGUAGGAGCUGAAGGAGGAGAAGAAGAUGAAGAAGGGGAGUGCGGGUUUUGCUUGUUCAUGAAAGCAGGAGGAUGCAAAGAGAGCUUUGUCGGGUGGGAGAAUUGCAUCCGAGAAGCUGAAGAGAACAAGGAAGACAUUGUGGAAAAAUGUUUUGAAGCAACUGCAGCCUUGAAGAAGUGUAUGGAUGCUCACGCCGAUUACUACGAGCCGAUUUUACGAGCCGAGAGGAAGGCUGAGGAACAGGCUAUUAUUGAAUUGGAGAAAGAGAAGGAGGAGAUGGAUUUGGGGUCUCAGGAAGGUUCCAAGGAUUUGCAGAAGAAAUCAGAUGGUUAGUGUAUUUUGGGCAUAAUUGAGGGUUUAACUUGGUGAUUUUUUAACACUAAAUGUUAUUGCUUUAUGGGUGAUGGAAUAGUAUCAUCAGAAACUAGAAUAAAUUUUCAUACUUAUUGGAACUAAUUGAUUGUUGGAUUACACAAUUUGGAUAGUUAUUAUCUAUUCAAAGAUUUGAAAUUGAAACCUUUAAAUUCGAGAUCCAAGUUCGAAA
This is a messenger RNA of Hibiscus syriacus, 708 nucleotides long. RefSeq lists its product as uncharacterized. The record is from RefSeq and is a predicted model, not a curated record. The coding region runs from base 72 to 497 and encodes 141 amino acids. The transcript has a single exon. Lineage: Eukaryota; Viridiplantae; Streptophyta; Magnoliopsida; Malvales; Malvaceae.